Messenger RNA from Hipposideros armiger (great roundleaf bat), 1813 nucleotides. It is a transcript of the gene ECD, whose product is annotated as ecdysoneless cell cycle regulator. The transcript has 9 exons. NCBI's taxonomy places the organism in Eukaryota, Metazoa, Chordata, Mammalia, Chiroptera, Hipposideridae. The record is from RefSeq and is a predicted model, not a curated record. The coding region runs from base 71 to 1450 and encodes 459 amino acids. Gene Ontology annotation, cellular component: nucleus.
AAUGGGAUAUUACUUCAUUGUGUUGUGUGGUUUAUAUAGUUGAAACUUUAAAUGUAGUUUUCAAAGAAGAAUGGAGGGAAAUAUGAAGCUUGCUACAGUGGAGGACGCUGUGGAGUACUGCCUGUUCCUGAUACCAGAUGAACCAAGGGACCCGGAAGAACACAAAGAGGUUCUUGAAAAGUAUAUUGAGAGAAUAAUGACCCAGUUUGCACCUAUGCUGGCUCCUUAUAUCUGGCAGAAUCAGCCUUUCAAUCUCAAAUAUAAACCUGGAAAAGGAGGUGUUCCUGCUCAUAUAUUUGGCAUGACAAAGUUUGGUGAUAACAUUGAGGAUGAAUGGUUUAUUGUUUAUAUAAUAAAGCAAAUUACAAAGGAAUUUCCAGAAUUGGUAGCAAGGUAUUAUAGUUAUUUUAAUAAUUCUAAAGGAAUUUUAUUCUUUGCUCAUGGAUUUGAGAUUCUAUGCUCCAAAUGUAGCCCACAUUUUUCUGACUCCAAAAAAUCCUCUCUGACUACCUCACCACUCUGGGCUGGCUUCCUUGAAAGUCUGAACAAGAAUGAUUACUUUAAGGGACUCAUAGAAGGCUCUGCACAGUACCAGGAAAGAGUAGAAAUGGCAAAGAACUACUUCCAACUCUCAGUAAACCGGCCGGAAAGCUCUCUUGCUAUGAGCCCAGGUGAAGAAAUCUUAACCUUAUUACAGACAGUACCAUUUGAUAUCGAAAUGCUAAAGAAGGAAGAAGCUAAUCUUCCCUCAGAAGAUGAUGACCGGUGGUUAGAUCUCUCACCGGAUCAGCUGGACCAGCUACUGCAGGAAGCUGCUGCCAAAAAAGAACCAGAGCCUGUUUCCAAGGAGGAGAGCUAUGACUUAACUCAAGUCUCAAAGAGCAUGAAAGCUUUCAUAUCCAAAGUCUCAACCCACAGAGGAGCAGAGCUGCCUCGAGAACCUUCGGAGGCUCCAAUCACUUUUGAUGCAGAUGCUUUUCUUAAUUAUUUUGAUAAGAUUUUAGGGCCAAGGCCUCAAGAAUCGGACUCUGACGACCUGGAUGAAGAAGACUCUGACUAUUUAGAUAGUGAUGAUGACUUGGACCUUGAAACACAGGAGCACGGGGAAGAAGCAUCUGUAAAAGGAACUCUUGAUGAUCUCAAGUCAUACAUGGCCCAGAUGGACCUGGAACUUGCACAUACCAGCAUUGGCAAAAGUUUCACUGCCCAGAAGCAAAUGGAAUCUCUAUCCCAGACUACCAAUAGCAAUUCAGAUGAGGAGGAUUCCGGUGCAGAAGGAUCUGUUAUGACACCUGUGGAUGUCGACCUGAACCUGGUUUCCAAUAUAUUGGAAUCAUAUAGUUCCCAAGCUGGACUGGCAGGACCUGCCUCCAACCUUUUACAGAGCAUGGGCGUGCGGCUCCCCGACGACACUGAUCACAGGCCCACGAGUAAGCCAGCGAAAGAUUAGCCAGCAAACCUAGCCCCCUCUCUUUUUUUUUAAAACACAUUCUGAGUCUGAUUGUGCUCCUUUCUAGUUUAGAGUGCUCAUGUAAAGUUUCUUCAUUCCAAAUUUCACAGAUUCUCUUUUCCUCUAUAUGCCCCAAAUGUUGCCCUUUCUGCAAGUCUUUGUGAGCUCCAAGGAGUGCACACAAGGUUUUGAAGUCAUAAGAGAGAGGAUCAAGCUCCCAAGAUGAGAUUUACACUCUCCACAUUUAGGGCAUUAAGUGUUUUUUAUUGAGGAUUAAAUGUUGGGUAGAGAAAAGGAAAGUAGUCAAAAAUAAAGAAUGUGGGCCGGCUGAGUGGCUCAGUUGGUUAAGAGCUCGCUCAAGAG